Messenger RNA from Guyanagaster necrorhizus, 1397 nucleotides. RefSeq names its product Poly(A)+ RNA export protein. Gene Ontology annotation, molecular function: protein binding. Bases 90 to 1166 code for a protein of 358 amino acids. The record is from RefSeq and is a predicted model, not a curated record. The transcript has 9 exons. Lineage: Eukaryota; Fungi; Basidiomycota; Agaricomycetes; Agaricales; Physalacriaceae.
UAUUCACCGACUGACCUUGAAUUGGUUGAACCACUGCUUGUUUCCUCUCUCCCUUUCCAUUCUUUCGGACACAGGCAAUCUGCUUCGCCAUGUCUUCCUUCUUUGGGGCGUCGACGUCCACAACUGCCGCAAACAGCACUAGCACCGACAAGGAUCUUGAAGUCGCUGACCCCCCACCAGAUUCGAUUUCAUCUUUGUCCUUCUCUUCACAAGCAGACUAUCUGGCCGUUGGCAGCUGGGAUAAUAGUGUAAGGGUCUAUGAAGUUGGAACAAGUGGCCAAACGCAAGGGAAGGCGAUGUACCAACAUAACGGUCCAGUUUUAGACGUCUGUUGGAACAAGGAGGGCAAUAAAAUAUUCUCUGGUGGAGCUGAUAAUCAAGCUAAAAUGUUCGAUGUAACGACGGGUGCAGCUAUGCAAGUGGCUCAGCAUGAUGCUCCUAUCAAGGUCGUGCGGUGGGUUGAAUCACCGAAUAUGGGGGUAUUAGCCACCGGUAGCUGGGAUAAAACGAUCAAAUAUUGGGACCUCCGCGCUCAACAACCUGUGGCAUCAGUUCAACUCCCGGAACGGUGCUAUAGCUUUGAUGUCCAAUACCCUCUUUUGGUCGUCGGAACAGCUGAGCGUCACAUCCAAGUCUUUAACCUCAACAAUCCUACAACGCCAUACAAGACCAUGCCAUCGCCUCUGAAAUGGCAAACACGCGUCGUGUCCUGUUUUACAGCAUCCCAAAACUCGGGAUUCGCCGUUGGUAGCAUCGAAGGUCGGGUGGCUAUCCAAUAUGUGGAAGAUAAGGAUAACGGGAGCAACUUCUCUUUUAAAUGUCACCGAAAGGACACAGUGCCCAAUUCCAAGGAUCAGGGAAUGGUUUUUGCCGUCAAUGAUAUAUCAUUCCACCCGGUGCAUGGAACCUUCUCGACAUGUGGCUCCGAUGGUUCUAUUCACUUCUGGGAUAAAGACGCUCGCACCCGUCUCAAAUCAUUUGAGAUCAGCAAGGACUUCCCUGGACCGAUCUCCUGCACCGGAUUCAAUCGAAACGGAAACAUCUUUGCCUACGCCAUUUCUUAUGACUGGUCCAAGGGGCAUUCAGGUAUGACACCUGGACACCCCAACAAGAUAAUGCUGCAUGCUUGUAAGGAUGAGGAGGUCAAGAAGCGCCCCAGAAAGUAGCGCUUGUACAGUAUAUGUUUUGUUCACAACAGUAGCAAUCUUAGCUAUAGGCGUCUUUUGUUUUCCGAUGAAUGAUUCUGCUGCUCAUUUGGUCCCUCUGGUAAAAGAUAUACAGUAUGAAAGUCAACGAAUGUAGUGAGAUAGGUGAUCAGGUGUAGGUAGCAUAGUUACUAUAAUAAACCUGAGUGCGUUAAACGCACCAGGCCCUCUCUUUAAUAAAAUCUGUUAUGC